AUGAAGAGGACGCGGAAGUUAUUCACCUUAGUUAGCUUGUUGGUGCUAGUGCAAUUCUGUUAUGGUUGGAGCCAUCCAAACUCUUGUGGAGACGGAUCUGAAGAUCAGCCACAGGCUAAUCCGACACCUGCAGCCACUCCAGCCUCAUCCGCAACAUUGUUAUCAGAAUCGGGAUCAAGUUCGAGUUCGUCGUCACCGUCUUCUUCGCCUGGUAGCGACGGAAGCUCCAGUGCGUGUGAUUGCUCGUUGAAGCCGACGCUGGUAUCGACAUCAGUGGGUUCUGGAUCGUCCACGUCCAGCGCAGCGUCGGACAUUGCACGGCAGCUCUACGAUCGAUUCCAAGCAGGCGACGAAGUCGACCAAAUGUUGCUGAAUGAAAUUCCGUCAUCUGUCCAAGCGAGACUGGAGAACGUGUCCUUAACGUUUGAAGAUCUUCCUGGAUUGAUGCAACGUGCUGUCUUGUGGGACACUGGAUUCGCCGUCACCUCCGACCAACAAGCCGUGCAACUUUGGACACUAGACAACCGAAGUAUGGCGGAUAUCGCGAUGUCUGUUGAUGAGUUCGAGGCUUCAGGGUGUGAAGCUGUAUCAUGCACAGCAUCAAACGGAGAAAGCAUUGAGAUGUACUCAACUUGCAGCCAUGGUCCAGUUCAGAUGUUAGCAGCUUCGAAGUGCGUCAUUGAAACGUUUGAAAGUGACGAGAGUUCGAAUGCCACGAUGUGGUCAACCAAUGGCAACUCAAGUAUGAUUCCGGAUGUCCGCGCUGUCAAGAAUGAAGGAACAGCCGAGUGCGACUGCGUGUACACAGUCUACUCGAUCCACACAGCGACCGCAGCAGAACAAACAACGAUUACGGAUGAGUGUCCAGUGGGUGAAUGGUCUGGCUCGUUAGUGAUCCCAUGCUACGGGAACGAUAGCGUUCCAGAGUCAGUCGCAACUCGGAUUACUACUCCAAAGGGGACCGAUUGGGUGACACGCUGGAUCUUGGAGCAUGAAAAGCCUUCGGCUACAUCGGAAUCGUCUGCGCCCUCCCAAGGCUCCGCAUCGGCGACCACAGAGUCCGGAAAAGGAAGUGACAGUGGCUUCAGCUUGUGGUGGCUCCUGCUCAUCUUGUUGAUCGUUCUCCUUUUGAUCGUCGCAACAAUUGUUGCAUGCCGUCACUGCCAUCGAUUGAGUCGCUUCCACACACCACCGGAUAAUACGACCUACAUUUUCGUUGGAGGUCGCAUGUGGGCGGUGGAAGAUGAGAGUCACGGUCGUGGAGCAGGUUACUGGCUCCGAUUUGCUAAUUGGUGUAGGAAAACCUUCAAUUUCUUCAACUAAAUAAUAAAAAAAAAAAUGUAAAGCUA
This is a messenger RNA of Phytophthora nicotianae INRA-310, 1349 nucleotides long. RefSeq lists its product as hypothetical. NCBI's taxonomy places the organism in Eukaryota, Oomycota, Peronosporomycetes, Peronosporales, Peronosporaceae. The coding region runs from base 1 to 1323 and encodes 440 amino acids. The transcript has a single exon. The record is from RefSeq and is a predicted model, not a curated record.